AUGGACUGGGACGAUGGAGGCACAGAGCUUGUUGAGGCGUAUGGAGGGCAGCGCACACACGAUCGGCGUGGAGUUCUCCUCACGAACGCUGCGAAUAGGCGACAAGAGCGUGAAGCUGCAGCAGGACAGGAGCGCUUCCGCUCAGUCACGCGGAGUUACUAUCGAGGUGCGGCGGGCGCUAUCCUCGUCUACGACAUCACCAGCCGAUCAACAUUCGAGGGCCUGACAAAGUGGCUGGAGGACAUUCGUGCACUUGCGAGCGACCACAUCGAAAUUGUCCUGGUGGGCAACAAGCUGGAUCUCGCCGAGGACCUCGAGGUCGAGACGGAAGAGGGCGAGCGGUUCGCGAGGGAUAACACCCGCUUCAAGCUGAACGGUAGCGAUACCAAGCUGACACCAGACCUGACCUUCAUCGAGACCUCGUCUCUGACGGGUGAGAACGCCGCGCUUCCUUUCCACCUCGCUGCGCGCUCCAUAUUAGCGGGCAUCGACCAGGGCAACCUAGACCCCGACUCAGCAGGCAGCGGCAUCUCGUACGGCGAGCGCCAACUCCGCGCCGUGGCCGACACAAACACGCCGCGCAUCUUCCGCCGCAGAAGACGGGAUUCUAUCAGCAUCCGCGAGUUUGUCGGCGCGAAGGACAAGUGUGCGUGUUAG
This is a messenger RNA of Trichosporon asahii var. asahii CBS 2479, 657 nucleotides long. RefSeq lists its product as uncharacterized. Bases 1 to 657 code for a protein of 218 amino acids. NCBI's taxonomy places the organism in Eukaryota, Fungi, Basidiomycota, Tremellomycetes, Trichosporonales, Trichosporonaceae. The transcript is spliced from 4 exons. Gene Ontology annotation, cellular component: endosome. Gene Ontology annotation, molecular function: GTPase activity; GTP binding. Gene Ontology annotation, biological process: regulation of endocytosis. The record is from RefSeq and is a predicted model, not a curated record.